AUGGCUGCUGCCAGCAAUCUGCUGUCUGAAGAUCAGUUCCUGUGCUCCAUCUGUCUGGAUGUGUUCACUGAUCCAGUCACAACACCAUGUGGACACAACUUCUGCAAAACCUGCAUCAAUGAUUACUGGAAUACCAACAACCAGAACAUGUGUCCACUGUGUAAAAAGGUUUUCUUCUCAAGACCUGAGCUGCUCGUCAGCACUUUGUUCUCUGAGAUGGUUUCUCAGUUCAGACAGUCGACUCAGCAGAAAGCCAGCAGCAGCAGCUCAGAGCAACAAGAGUCCAGACCAGGAGAAGUUCCCUGUGACGUCUGCACUGGAACCAAACUGAAGGCCCUGAAGUCCUGCCUGGUGUGUCUGGCCUCCUACUGUGAGACUCACCUGGAGCCUCACCUGACAAUGUCAGGCCUGAAGAGACAUCAGCUGAUGGACCCUGUGGAGAACCUGGAAGACAGGAUGUGUCUGAAGCACGAUAAACCUCUGGAGCUGUUCUGUAGGACCGACCAGACGUGUGUCUGCAUGCUCUGCACUGUGUUGGACCACAAGAUGCACAAAUUUGUUCCUCUGAAACAAGAAUGUGAAGGAAAGAAGGUGGAGCUGCAGAAGACAGAGGCUGAAACUCAGGAGAUGAUCCAGAAGAGACGCCUGAAGAUUCAGGAGGUCCAACACAACGUGAAGCUCAGUGAGGAAGAUGCAGACCGAGAGAAAGCAGAAGGUGUUCAGGUCUUCACUGGUCUGAAGGAGUCUGUGGAGAGGAAACUGAAGGAGCUCAUCACUACGAUAGAAGAGAAGCAGAGAAGCACCAAGAAACAGGCUGAAGACGCCAUCAGAGAGAUGGAACAGGAGAUCUCUGAUCUGAUGAAGAGGAGCACUGAGGUGGAGAAGCUCUCCCUCUCUGAAGACCACCUCCACCUCCUCCAGAGUGUCCAGUCCCUCAACAUCCACCAUCCACCACCCACCAAGGACUGGUCUCAGGUCAGUGUUCCUCCAGCAUCACAUGAGGGGACUGUGAGGAGAGCUGUGUCUCAGCUGGAGGAGAAUCUAAGCAAAAAGAUAAUCACGCUGGUUGAAGUUGAGGUGAAGAGGGUCCAGAAGUUUGCAGUCGACGUGACUCUUGAUCCUGAAACGGCUCAUCCUCAACUCCUCUUGUCUGAUGACGGGAAACAAGUGAAACAUGGUGAUGUGAAGAAGAAUCUCCCAGACAACCCAGAGAGAUUUUCUCUUUGUGUGUUUGUCUUGGGAAAGCAGAGUUUCUCUUCAGGUAGAUUUUACUUUGAGGUUCAAGUUAAAGACAAGACUAAAUGGGCUUUGGGAGUGACCAGAGAGUCGGUCAACAGGAAGGGAGACAUCAUACGGAGUCCUCAGAACGGUUAUUGGGCUAUACGGUUGAUGAAUGGAUAUGAGUACAAAGCCUGUGUUGGUCGUUUAGUUGUUCUCUCCCUGAAGUCUGGGCCUCAGAAGGUGGGGGUGUUUGUGGACUAUGAGGAGGGUCUGGUCUCCUUCUACGAUGUAGAAGUUGCAGCUCUUAUCUACUCCUUUACGACCUGCUCCUUCAAGGAGAAACUCCUCCCGUUCUUCUGUCCUGGGGCCUCAUUUAUAAAGGGAUUUACGCAAGAAAAAAUGGCGUACGCCGUUUCUACGCAAGGUUUGCGAUUUAUAAAAUACUAACUUGACUGGAAAAGGUGCGGUCCUCCACGCAAACUCAAACCCAUGCGUACGCACUAAGCACAACAACAGGAGAGACGAGAAACUGCGACACCGUUGGCAAAAGGAAGAAUGGAGAGAAAUAUGUGGAAAUAAUACCAUCAAUAUGUUACUCAUUUAUCAUAUGAAGGACUACUUUUCAAACAUUGAUUAAAGCCAAUCUUAAAAUGAUUAAACAAACUUCUGUUGCGACUCCUCAGUGCACACAGACACAUAACUUGGAGAAAUAAAUAAAUACGGAUAUGUUAUUUAAAACCACCUCGAAUAUGUUGUGUUAAUGUUAUGAAAUGUAUUCUCAUAAAUGAUGCGGUAAGCAGGAGGACAGAA
Pseudoliparis swirei is the source of this 2031-nucleotide messenger RNA. Its product is annotated as E3 ubiquitin-protein ligase TRIM39-like. Gene Ontology annotation, molecular function: zinc ion binding; protein binding. The coding region runs from base 1 to 1668 and encodes 555 amino acids. The record is from RefSeq and is a predicted model, not a curated record. The transcript has a single exon. Lineage: Eukaryota; Metazoa; Chordata; Actinopteri; Perciformes; Liparidae.